AUGUUAAAUAAACCAGAGUUGUCAAAGGAAUUGAGUGUUUUCCUUGAAUUGUUGCAUCAAGAUAAGGAGGACUACAAGGGCUACGAGAAUUAUUUGAUUGGCAGUGAUCUCGAUGACAUGGAAAGUAAGAAGGGCAUCAAUAGGGAUCUCUCAAUUAUCUAUAGUUAACCUGAGAGCGAAGUAUCGACUCAGAGAGACAAUGCCUCUCUUAAUAUCGGGGAUUUGUUUUCGUUAAUUUUUAGAGAUCUAGAAAAUCAAGUGUAUUCUACAUUGUCGCAGCGAAUCAAAUAAUUAUAAGUAAGAUGGUUAUUUAACCUAAGUAAUAAAUUCAUAUUUAUAUGAUGAGAGUAUCUGAGAAAAUCAACGACUUCUCCUUAUAGAACCAGAGUCUCGAAACCAACAAUAAGCUAUUGGUUGAAGCUCUCAACUCAUCCCAACAGGAGAUUCAAGUCUUGACAGCCUCGCAUGAAGAAUCAUCCCACAAAUUGAAGAAAUCUAUCUAAGAUUUGAAGAAAUAAUGUGUAAUUUUAAUUAAUAUCUAUUAAGGAGGAAUUAAACAAGUCUUUAGCUUACACACAACAGAUCAAUUCGAAUUUGUUAUAAUAGAUCGACAGGGAACAACAAAGCUAUAAGAAGAACGAGGAAGAAUUUAGGGAUGCUUCUCAAAGAUUAAUUAAAAGCAAUUAGGCUUUGCGGUAUCCCAUUAAUUUUGAAAUAGUGAAAUCAUCGUCAAUAUCGGCAACAUCUCUCCUAUGCACAAGAGUAAAUUGCAAGAAGUCAUCAAAUACUUGACUGAAGGAAGAGAUGCGAGACAGACAGAGCUCAGGAGUGGACAUAGUUAAUCCAGAAGAUAAAAGGAGAAUAAUAGUCUAAAUUAUUGUAUCUCAAAAUUAUCAUCUAGCCACCCUCAACAUCAGCAGUUCUAAAAACAAAAAAUCAAUGUCUCCUCAAGGAUUCACAUCCACAAGAAAACAACAAGGCGUCAAUGUGCUGGAUAUAAAUUAUUAAAUAUCUUAUAAAGAGUUAUUUUUAAAGAGUUUAAAAGUAGCAAAGUAAAAAUGA
Messenger RNA from Paramecium octaurelia, 1062 nucleotides. The record is from the annotation of a GenBank genome assembly. Lineage: Eukaryota; Ciliophora; Oligohymenophorea; Peniculida; Parameciidae.